This is a messenger RNA of Aspergillus clavatus NRRL 1, 912 nucleotides long. Its product is annotated as HNH endonuclease signature motif containing protein. NCBI's taxonomy places the organism in Eukaryota, Fungi, Ascomycota, Eurotiomycetes, Eurotiales, Aspergillaceae. The record is from RefSeq and is a predicted model, not a curated record. The transcript has a single exon. Bases 1 to 912 code for a protein of 303 amino acids.
AUGGCCUCCCGUCGUGCAUCGACCCGUAAUGUUUUUAUCGAGUUCUCUCACGCCCCUGGAGAGAUCAAGGGUGGCCUCAGUGCUGCUCCCACCUUGACCACAAGACAAUUUCUGGACAUGAUUUAUCUUGUCUUCCAUGCUUCUGGGGGAUUCGAAACUCGGCUUUACAGAUCGACUGCUCCUGUGGUACCCAGUGACCAGCCUCUGGAGCAUGGCCGCUACAUUCUUACUCCUUCUGUCCCCGACACAGAAAUGCAGGUGAGCCACAAGUGCUACCACCCAAGGACACUGUCUCUCUCCAAUACUGCGCGCAAUGCUUCAUUUGCCCAACAAGUUCGCGCGCGGGAUGGACGAUGCGUUAUUACGGGUCAAAUAAAUAGGACAGCGGAACAUGAUAUCUGGGUUGGUUUUGAUGCCGCUCACAUCUUUCCCCUUGCUCUGGACAGCAUCUUUGCGAGCCAAGGUUUCCAACAUGUCGUCACGCAUAAUGACCCCCUUGGGGUCAAUUCCCUCCAGAACGGACUGCUACUCGAUUCCGCCAUCCAUCAUCUCUGGGAUUGGUACUCUCUAGCAGUUAACCCUAACGACGGAUACAAAGUAGUCAGUUUUCAACCCCACACCUGGGACCUUCAUGGACGGAUCCUCGAUCCAGUCUGUCGACAGCCUGGGGAUCCAACCCACGUCCUGGAUGCACUACUCCAAUGGCACUAUGAACAGGCGGUGCUCUGCAAUGUGCGUGGGGAGGGAGAAGCCGCUUUCGAGUUUGACUUUCCUGAAGGGUCUGACAUGAUGGGGCAGAUCCAGGAAGAACCUCAAGGAGCAGAGAGGAUGGAGGCAGAGUUGUUCAACCGUCUGUGGGGUCAUUAUGAAUCGCCGUCUCUUACGGGACCGUCUCAAGACGCCGCUAGCUAA